Ictalurus furcatus (blue catfish) is the source of this 5504-nucleotide messenger RNA. RefSeq names its product YOD1 deubiquitinase (gene yod1). Bases 1907 to 3046 code for a protein of 379 amino acids. Lineage: Eukaryota; Metazoa; Chordata; Actinopteri; Siluriformes; Ictaluridae. Gene Ontology annotation, biological process: protein deubiquitination; endoplasmic reticulum unfolded protein response. Gene Ontology annotation, molecular function: protein binding; cysteine-type deubiquitinase activity. The record is from RefSeq and is a predicted model, not a curated record. Gene Ontology annotation, cellular component: cytosol; nucleus. The transcript is spliced from 2 exons.
CGCACCUUGGUGACGAGGUACGCAAACACUAGUGACGACGUACGCACGUUGCUUAUUGGUCAGUGUGUCAGCUCUGUUGUUGUUAUAAAGACGCUCCGAGGUGAGUACAAUGGAACGUUGAAAAUAAACGCGACAUAAUUUAAAUAGUCUGAUCAAAUAUACGUGGUUCAGUUUUAACAUGUCGAUCUACGAAAUACAACCGGGGAAAAAGAAAUCUGUUAAGGUACAUUCGCCGGAUAGCUAAUGUUAACUAGCUGGUUUGAGCUAGUUGAGCACGAUGGUUAGCAUAUGCCGGUUAGUUAACACGUUAACAGGUUAAAUACAGAUUUAGUCACCUACAUAUUUACCACAGGUUUUAUUUAGGAUUAAAAAAUAUAAUGUACACGACUUAGCACUGUGGAAUAUUUAUUGUUAAGUUAGGUAACUGUGGUAAAAUAGCUAGUAACCGGCUACAGCUCAGUUUUCUCCAGUGAUGUGCAUAAAAACAAACUAGUGCUCAGGUUUAUUCCGUCAGUAGUCACAGAAAUAAACUAGCUAUUAAAUAUUAUUAAUAUUAAAUAUUAGAUAUUAAAUAAACUACCUAUUUUGAUUUGAAUGUAUUAUUCCAGCAUGUUAAAGCUAGCUUGCUUAUUUAUAAAAGUGCUGCAUCAGUGCAAAGUGAGUGGACAUGAAUGACAGCAGAGGUGCUUUUGUUACAUUACUGUGGUCAGCUUCCUCCUGUACUGAAUAAAUCAUUUAUUUGGGUAAAAGAAAGCUAGUUUAUACUCAAAACCAGGAAUGCCAGAUUGUUAUGUAGAUAUAUCUAUAAGUUAGGGGUCCACAAAAUGUUUCUAGACAUCUUUAUCUGUAAAUAAAUAAUAAUAAAUAAAUACAUAAAUAAAAUCACAGAACCCCAUAGUACGAUUUAUUUUAAACUUUUCUUAACUUUUCAGAGAUCCGGGUCAUUAUUUUGAAGCGUGCAAUGAUGUUUUCGGCUGUUUGUUCGAGCCAUAGAGCUUUGUAUUGCUGAACUUGCUUUGUUUUUGAGCUGUUGAGAUUUGGGUUAAGCCCACGAUUCACAUGCUCAGCUAAACAGGCUUCAUUCAUCUUCAGUAGGCUCUUUAUUCAGAGAAUAACCUUGACCAGGAACACUGGGUAUGAGAGAGAGGUCAAGCGAUCGUGGAUUUUACUGAUAACUAAGUUGGCCCGUACUUGCCGAUAACUGAUUAAUCAACCGAUUGUUUUUUAAAAACUGAUACCGAAUGAAAACAGGUAAAAACACACUCAAAGUCAAAUAUUGCUGAACUUUAUUACAAAAAGAAACCGUACUGGCUAUACCUUGAAAAUGUACCAUACUGUAUUAAAGUAAGUAAAAGAUAUACAGUCAAACCGAACCAAAAAGUAACACUCCGAAUAAAAAAUAAAAACAGAGUCCAAAACUGAAUUAAAAAAAACACUUCAAAUAAUGCAGUCAGCAAUGGGUUUUUUUUUCACCUCUAGAGGCCGCUCUCGUACUGUAUAAUAACAACAGCGGACCUUUCUAAGCCGCUUCCGCAACGGACACGACCAGGAAAAACUAUCCAUGUGGAUUUUUGUCAAUUUCUGGUUAUUAAUUGGUUAUCGGUGACGAUUAAUCAGUCGACCGCUAAUAUGAGAUGGGGAAAACACUCUGGAUUGGAUGCCAGGGCUUUAUUCAUAUACAUAUCGACACGUAGGGGAAUUUUCUAGUAGCCAAUCCAUGUACCGCAACGUUUUUGGGAGGCAAGAGGAAACCGGAGGAAACCCAUGCGGAUAUGGGAAAAUGAGGGAUUUGACAGACGGUAACCCAAGCUCAGGAUCGAACUGUGAGGCAGCAACACUACAUACUUAACCACCACGUCUGCCUAAUUACUACAGUAACUCCCGAAUAAAUACGAUACCGUUGAUAAUGUUGGCUUUUCUUUUUGCAGAGCUCUGUGGUUUUCCAUUUUGUGGCGCAACUAUAGUUUCCCAUCAGCUCUGGGUGUUGAGAAACAUUUCACUGGUGCUACGUUUUUUUUGUUUUUUUUCUUUCUCUUUUUCUCAUCAGGGACUCAGGAUGCUGCGAUUGCGGUGCAAGGCCAAGAACGGGACUCAUCUGAUGCAAGGCCUGACGCACCAGUCCUGUGUUCAGGAGCUGAAAGACAAGGUGGAAGAGCUGACCGGAAUCCCGUGCGGUGUGCAGAAGAUCAUGGUGGGCUACCCACCCUCAAGCUUGGAUCUCCGCAACGGACACGCACAUCUGAAAGACUACCCGAUAAAAUCAGAGUCAGGCGUCUCUACCGAUAGGCAGUUGCGAGGUACAUCAGGUAAGUGUCCUUUUCCUGUCUGUAUGUUCUCAUGGUUCCUGAAUUCUCUCCUAGGAGACACGCUGAUUGUAGAGGAGGAAAAGUACAAGUCUAAAGUGACCACACCGAAAACCCUGCUCCUGGACCACACGCCUGCGCUGGAGCGCCGCGCUGUUCCUGCAGACAACUCCUGUCUGUUCACCAGUGUUAAUUACGUGGUGGAGGGAGGUGUGUAUAACGCGGCAUGUGCGGCCGACAUGCGGCAGCUCAUCGGCCACAUUGUAGCCAGCGACCCCGCCGCGUACUCCGAGGCCGUGCUGGGGAAAAGCAACGAGGACUAUUGUGCUUGGAUCCGCCGCAGCGACACAUGGGGCGGCGCCAUCGAGCUGUCCAUCCUGUCCAAGUUCUACCAGUGCGAGAUCUGCGUGGUCGACACGCAGACCGUCCGUGUGGACCGCUUCGGUGAGGACGCCGGCUACGGCAAGCGCGUGCUGCUCAUCUACGACGGAAUCCACUACGACCCGCUGCAGAUGCUCGUGCCCGGGACAGACUGCCCUCCGCAGACUAUCUUCUCCACUUCCGACGACGUCAUCCUGGCGCAGGCGCUGGAGCUGGCCGACGAGGCGCGCCGCAAACGCCAGUAUACGGAUGUGAACCGCUUCACGUUGCGCUGCAUGACGUGUCAGAUUGGCCUGGUGGGACAGAAGGAGGCGAGGGAACACGCCAAGGAGACGGGACACACCAAUUUUGGCGAGGUUUAAAACGCGCAAAUGUCAAACGUGUUUGUUACCAUGACGCUACACGUUCUCAUGAUUUCACAGCCAUGUCUCAGUGCCGUUCUCUACCUCACGUUAUUCUCAUCCCCCUCCCUUUCAGUAUUGCAACUAUGGACGACACUGGGUAUUGACGUUCUCAAGUUUGAAGCGUUAAUUUGCUAUGUGUGUGUGUGUGUGUGUGUGUGUGUGUGCACAGUUACAGUAUUGUAAUAAUGUUUUUUUUUAUUUUUAUUUUUUAAACAUGUAUUAGUGGCAGAUGAAUCUGUUGCCUAAUCGACUGAGCCUCGAUUCAAACCAAAGCUUAAGGGUGCUUUCACAUAUGCAGCGUUUAUUCCGUUUAAAUUGAACCCUGCUGCGAUUUCCUCUUCGGGAAAACGCGGCGCUCGGGUGAGAACUGAACGAGGCAGACUCCCAGUCGAACUCUAGAUCCUGAGUCGGCUUUGAUACAGGAAGUGAACCGAGCAUGACGUGCGUUUUGGGAUACAGGUGACAGUUUCCUAUUCUGAUGUGAGCUGCUAAAAUGAGCUGCGAGGAGCAAACUGAGCCAAAGGACAGAGCUGUAAUGCUGCAAGUGAUGAAACGUGAUGCGUCGCGCAGAAUAUAAAGAGUAAACGCGAUGCACAAAAUGUCUAGUGAUGUAUCAAAGUGUUCUCCGUGAUUAUGGUUUUCACACACACUCGGCAUCAUCACAUUUCUUGCACGUUUUCUAUGGAAGCAUUAUUUUUUUCACUUGAGCUCUCGGGAGCGACAUCAUCAACUUCAUCCUCCUCCUCGGCCGAAAGGUCGAACUGUCGAUCCAAAUCUCGCUAGGCAAUGAGAGUAAAGUGCUGUUCAGAUCUGCCCACACGAGAGGUCUGCACCAGAAUGGCAGACGCAAAUUUCGAAAGCAUAAAAGCUAAAAUGCGUUCAUAAACCGCAAUUAGCGAAAAGGACACUUAGCAAACUGUUAGCAAAGAAUGCCGUUUAUUUGAAGACCAGGUUAAAUUUUUGACAGCGAGUUCGCUGUUUUUGUUACGUUCUUGAAAACAUAAGUUCGAUAUGUUUGGCAUGAAUUCAAUCCCGUAUACUGAUGCCCUCACUGUAACAUUUUUCGAAAUCAGAGUCAUGAUAUCGAUCUAAGUCUUUAAGAGGAUUUGCAUCUUGCGUUCACGUGCACAAUCUGCGUUCUGUCAGUCGACGUCGCAGGCAUUCACGGCCUUACAUCAGCAGGUCAGGGGCUCUGUUACACCGUUAAAGGAGAAAUCCACCCUGAACGAAGUGCUUGUUAAUCUUUAGAACUAACACACAAUCUUGUUAAUGAAAUCAUUACAUAAAGAUGUUGAUGAGGCGGCGCUUUAGUCCUUUAACCUGUCCAGCUCUGUCGCCUUCUCAUCUCCGUACACUCUGCUUGAACAGAUCGGCUUCCAAAGCUUCUACCGUCACGCUCGUCAUCUCGUAGAUCACCAAGUGGAGUCUGCGGCGUUCGACCUCCAGUUUAACUUCAUCGUUUAUCAUGGUCAGCAUUGCAUUCUGGGACUUUUUCCUACAGCACCAACCAACAAAUUAGCACUGGAAUCACUGAACACAUCUCGAACAUUUCAAUUUAAACCUAUUUAAUGUGUUUCAGGGUGAAGUUUUCCUUAAAGGUAGUCUAAUCUCGUGUUUUCAAUGUCACAGCGCUUUUUGGGAUUAGAAUCCGAUCCAGCGCUUCAUCGGAUCAGUACAUCCCUAAUGUUUUUCCAGAACGAUCGAUGGCACUACAUGGUCUUAAAUGCUCAGUGUCUGAUUAUUCAGUGUUACUUGAAGUGCUUGCAGAGGUGUACGACGGUGAACACCACAUCUGUAUUCGCUCUCAUCCGAGCUUCUCGUUUUGAAGUAUUUGUUCAACUUCAGCUGUAACGAGAGUUACAUGUAUGUUUGUAAAGAUAACGGUGCUGAUGGUGGACUCGGUUACACAUUAAAUUGCGUAGUAGUGUGCAUUUUCUGUUCACGGCGUAUGCAAAACAAAUUGGCUUUUUCUUUUUAGUGACUGCAGUGGCAGUGAGUUGUUUUUUGUUGUUGUGGGGGUUUUUUUCACCACUUAUCAGACUUUAUUGAAACACUGGGGAAAACGUCGCUCAAUAACUGAGUGUACUAAGUAGUACGAGUGGAGAAACUGUAUAUAGACUGUAUUCCAGUUAUGAAAACUCAAUAGAUUUACAGUCAGGUACUGUCCACACACUACAAAGCUUUCUAAGUGAAUUUUCAAUGGUAAUUUUUACAAGAAUUUGUUCCAGUGUGAGGCCAAAAAGAAAUCUGUUUAGCAUUAAACCUUUCCUUUUUGGGGGGGGGGCAAUGAUCUAGUCAAUCUUUCGUGUUGUUAAUAUAAGAUUAAAACUUCAUUACCGAGUGAGAUGCGAGUGGGUGAGAAACUGCAUGAUAAAGCGGUGAAACCAGAAAUAAAGGUUACAUUGUUCGACUGAAG